UUUGGGCCAAGCACCAGCCUUCGCUUUAACCCUUUGGAGUGUGAACGGAGCACAGCUGAGAGCAGGAUGCCUGAGGGCCCAGAGCUCCACUUGGCCAGCUGCUAUGUGAACACCAUGUGCAAGGAUCUGGUGUUUGCGGGGCGAGUGGAGAAGUCUGUGGUGAGCAGAAACCCCGAGGUACCCUUUGAGAGCAGCGCCUACCGAAUCACGGCCACCUCUCGAGGCAAGGAGGUCCGGCUGACGCUGAGCCCACUGCCGGGGGCCCACCCCCCACAGGCACCCCUGGACCUCGUGUUCCGCUUUGGCAUGUCGGGCUCCUUUCAGCUGGUCCCUGCGGAUGCCCCGCCCAAGCAUGCCCACCUGCGCUUCUACACAAUCUCUCCUCUGCCCAGCCGAGCCCUCUGCUUUGUGGACAUCCGGCGCUUUGGCCACUGGGAGGUCCAGGGCACCUGGCAGCCUGGGCGAGGCCCCUGCAUUCUAAUGGAGUAUGAGAAGUUCAGGGAGAACGUGCUCCAGAACUUGACUGACAAGGCCUUUGACAAGCCCAUUUGUGAAGCUCUCCUGGACCAGAAAUUCUUCAAUGGCAUUGGCAACUACCUUCGGGCAGAGAUUCUUCACCGGCUGAAGAUCCCUCCCUUUGAGAAGGCCCGAACUGUCCUGGAGGCACUGAAGCAUCGGAAGCUGAACCCAGAACUGACCUUGAGCAAGAAGGUCAAAGCAAAACUAGAGAACCCAGACUUGCUGGAGCUGUGCCACUUGGUACCCAUGGAGGUGAUCCGAUUAGGGGGUAAAGGUUAUGGGCCCAACAGGGAGGAUGACUUUUCAACUUUCCGGGCAUGGCUGCGCUGCUACUCUGUGUCUGGUAUGAGCUGCCUCCGGGACAGGUGUGGAAGGACCAUUUGGUUCCAGGGAGAUCCUGGCCCUCUGGCCCCCAAAGGAGGGAAAUCCCGUAAGAAGCAUGUGAAGGAAAAAUCCAUCCCUGAUGUUACCGAUUUAGAGGACCCUAUGUCUACGCCAAAGAAGAAAGGCCCCACCAGAGCAAGGAAACCAGGCAAGAAGUCACAGAAGGGGUCUCUUGACCCAGAAGCCAAGGGAAAUGUGGAAUCAACCAGAGGCCGCAAAUCCCAGCACCGAUUGAAGAGUUCUGCUGCAGCAUCCCCAGAGAAUGAUCUAGGAGUUCCAGAUGGAAAAAAGCAGCUGGUGACCCAAGUACAAACAGCAGGCAGAGCCAGGAAAGGGAAAGUGAAUUCCAAGGCCAGGCUCCCUCCACCUUCUUCCCUGCCUCCGUAGCACAAGGGGGCUGGUGCCUUGGGCCUGUCUCCUCCUUGAGAUCUUUCUGCCCCAAGGUGGGAAAGGGCCCCCUGAGUUCUCCUGUUCCACCCAAUGCUAGGGAUGGGAAUGUGGCCACGGCAGGAUCAGGGCAGCCAGAAGACCCUGGCACAAGCUGUGUGCUUCAAAUUUUAGAGCAUCCAAUGCUUUUCAUAUGAUGCACAAUCCCGCCCAAAAGGCUCAAUAAUUGAUUUCUGAAAAUGAAUCAUUUCCACAGCUGAGAGCAGUAGGUUGCUGUCAGGUGAGGCAGGAAAAGCUUAGCACCUAGAGCCCCUGGACCGUCAGUUCCUCUCCUUCAUGACAGUCCCUCUGCCCCACCCCAUCCCAAGGUGGGAAGGAUGUGCAGAUGCCUUUCACCCCUCUCCUUUCUCUCCCACCCCAAUCACGUAUCCCAGGUCCUCGUCCUCUGCCUCUCACACCUACUGCUCCUUCCCCAGCAGGGCUGGGAAUCCAGGAUCAUUUAAGAAUUCUUGAACCAGUUUGGGAGAUGCUAUAUUUUUUAUACUGACAAUAAAAUCUGACUAGAAACCCUAAGCCCUUCAUUACCA
Messenger RNA from Phascolarctos cinereus (koala), 1877 nucleotides. It is a transcript of the gene NEIL1, whose product is annotated as nei like DNA glycosylase 1. The record is from RefSeq and is a predicted model, not a curated record. Gene Ontology annotation, biological process: base-excision repair. Gene Ontology annotation, molecular function: zinc ion binding; DNA-(apurinic or apyrimidinic site) endonuclease activity; DNA N-glycosylase activity. Gene Ontology annotation, cellular component: nucleus. Lineage: Eukaryota; Metazoa; Chordata; Mammalia; Diprotodontia; Phascolarctidae.